CGUCACCGGUAGCCACACCGCGAAAGCAACAGCAAGCAAGAUUGAUCGGUGAGUCGCGAUCAGGUAGCUACCAGGCGGCCAGCAGCAACCAGGAGAUCGUCGGCAUGGCCAGGUCGUCGUCGGCUCUGCUUCUCGCCCUGCUCGUGUUCGCGGCGUUCGUCGCCCAGCUGGGCGCCGCGACGCGCCCCGUCCCGGUCCAGCAGGCGGCGGCGGAGGAGGACGUGAAGCGCCCCGACACGGUGCAGGAGGGGACGGUGCUGAUCCCGGGGAUCGGGCGGUACGAGAUCGGCAGCCACUACAUCCCGGACAUCGGCGGGCUGGACCACAGCAUCCCCGCCGCCGCCAACGGGCAGUACCUCCCCGGCGCCGACGACACCUGGGUGCCCAACCCCGGCUUCGAGGUCCCCAACCCCUUCCGCCCCGGCGCGGCCACUCCAUGAUGAGCACCCACGCGCCCAGCGACGGUACGGUGGUGCUCGAGCUCGACCGGUCCGUCGUCUCGGCCUCGCCGCCAUUAUUCCCAGAAUAAUCCUCCACCGCUACGAGUAUAUAGCCAGAGCUAGCCGUGCGCCGCGUGCUUCGUGUUCCCUGCAUGCACGCAUGUCUGUGUGUUGUCCGUCCCACCUCUCUGCUGUCACUGUGUGCAGUUUGUGCUCGACGAGCGAUGUGUAGGACGAAGAAGCGUCGGAUCUUGGCCGAGUUGGUUUGUUAUUAUUAGCACGCAGCUUGUUUCUCCGCCAGUAUUAAUUCGAAUAAAGUUUGCUCGAUAUAUGUAGCUAUCAUCA
This is a messenger RNA of Panicum virgatum (switchgrass), 785 nucleotides long. Its product is annotated as putative cell wall protein. The coding region runs from base 105 to 440 and encodes 111 amino acids. Lineage: Eukaryota; Viridiplantae; Streptophyta; Magnoliopsida; Poales; Poaceae. The record is from RefSeq and is a predicted model, not a curated record. The transcript has a single exon.